Thrips palmi is the source of this 1841-nucleotide messenger RNA. RefSeq names its product probable cytochrome P450 301a1, mitochondrial. Gene Ontology annotation, molecular function: monooxygenase activity; iron ion binding; heme binding. NCBI's taxonomy places the organism in Eukaryota, Metazoa, Arthropoda, Insecta, Thysanoptera, Thripidae. The record is from RefSeq and is a predicted model, not a curated record. Bases 173 to 1747 code for a protein of 524 amino acids. The transcript is spliced from 13 exons.
UACAAACAUGCCAUCCUCUGGCAGUGUGGCCCCAGCGGUCGAGCGAGCUCAAGGCCGUGCUGUUGCCGUGUCUCACCAGUCGCGCGGCUUUGCGGCAGGAGCGUCCAGCUCGCCUUAAGAUAGAGAAAGAAGAUUUAGCAACCCUUGCCUGUGCAGGUUGAUUCAUCUAAUAAUGUUUCGGAUAUCGCAGUCCGUCCGCACCGUUGUCGGAGCCCAAAAGGCAAAUGUUUCCCUGCGGUUGCGCUCCACUCAAAGUGCCACGGCCCUGGCCGACGCCAGCGGUGCAGCCAGCGACUUAGAAUGGGAGAAUGCACAACCUUACACCAAGAUUCCUGGGCCGGAGCCGCUGCCAGUCAUCGGGAACAUAUACCGGUUCUUGCCAAUGGGUGAGUUCUACAAAUUAGACACGACUGAACUCUUCAAGAGCUUGCACAAGACUUAUGGGCCAGUGGUGAAGUUGGCCGGGUUUUUGGGUAAACCCGAUGUAGUCACAGUUUUCGACGCUGAUGAAGUGGCGCGGGUGUUUCGAAACGAAGGUCCUUGGCCAUUUCGCAGAGGUGCGGACUCACUGGACUACUACUAUCGCAACUUGAGAACAGACUACCCUCCGAGUCUUGUCGUCGUCCAGGGGAAGGAAUGGCAAGAAUUCCGAACAGCAGUCAACCAGGUCAUGAUGCAGCCCAGAAAUACCAAGCAAUACGUUGAGCCCAUCGAUAGAGUGAGCCAGGAGUUCGUGGACAGAAUGAAAGCUGUUAGGAAUGACAAACUCGAAAUGCCUCCAGACUUCUUCCACGAAAUAGCUAAAUGGGCUUUGGAAUCCAUCACAUUUGUCGCCCUGGAUGCUGAGCUUGGUUUGUUGAAGAAUCUGGAACCAAACUCUGAAGCGAGUAAGAUGAUACAGGCCGUUCACGUCGUGUUCGACAGCAUGUAUCAGCUUGAUUUCAAGCCGUCUCCAUGGAAGUUUGUCUCAACUCCAGCGUACCGACGGUUCGUCACAGCCAUGAACUUCGUCACCGGUGUGUCAGCGAAGUACGUCAACUUGGCCAUGGAGCGACUGAAGCAGCUCCCACCAAAUGAGGAGCGAAACUUCAGUGUGUUGGAAAAUCUGCUGAUCCGAACUGAAGACCCUCAAAGAGCGGUGACCAUGGCUCUAGAUAUGCUGCUCGCGGGCAUCGACACUACAGGGACGGUUGUGGCGACUGUAAUGUAUCAAUUAGCGACCAACCCAGACAAGCAGCAGAAGCUGCACGAAGAAUUGGACAGGGUGAUUCCCGAUCCCUCUAAGCCCCUAACCAAGCAACAACUUGAAGACAUGAGGUACCUGCGAGCUUGUAUCAAGGAAUCCAUGAGGGUGAUGCCCAUCUUAGUUGGCAAUGCGCGCACCACAAUCAGGGACUUGGUUAUUGGAGGAUACCAGGUGCCGAAAGGAACUCUGGUGAGCAUGAGCACGCGUGAAAUGACGUCCAACGAGGCCUACUUCCCGAGGGCCCUAGAGUUCCUUCCGGAGCGGUGGCUUCCCGGCGCCGACGACAUCAAGGGGACCCACCCCUUCGCCUUCUUGCCGUUCGGCUUCGGGCCGCGAAUGUGCGUCGGGCGCCGGUUCGCCGACCUGGAGAUCGAGACCGUCGUGGCAAAGGUGUUCCGGAACUUCUCCAUGGAGUGGAAUCGACCUCCUGCCAAGGCUACGUUCCGCAUACUGUUUAGCUUCACUGACCCACUUGCUUUCACUGUCAAGGACAGAGUCUGAUCCUGGGGCGAAAAAAGUGUGUGUAACGGUACCUGUUCCAUAAGAUAUUAAAAAAACCUCGAGUAUUGACAAAUAAAGUUUUUAUACACUAUUA